AUGUCCCCCCCGGCCUCGGCGGCCGCCGCCAGCGAGGGAGGCAGCAGCACGCCGGUGCCUCCGGAGGAGGAGGCGGAGGGGGCCCGAGAGGAGCAGCGGCCAGUGAAGCAGUCCUUCAGCAAGUCCCUGUGCCGAGAGUCCCACUGGAAAUGCCUGCUGCUGUCCCUCCUCAUGUACGGCUGCAUGGGAGCCAUGACCUGGUGCCAUGUCACCAAGGUGACCCGGCUGACCUUUGACAGCGCUUACAAGGGCAAGUCCAUGAUGUACCAUGACAGCCCCUGUUCCAAUGGCUACGUCUACAUCCCCUUGGCCUUCCUGGUGAUGCUCUACGUGGUGUACCUGGUGGAGUGCUGGCACUGCUACACCCGCAAUGAGCUGCAGUACAAAGUGGACGUGGAGAGUGUGCACGAGCGCGUGCAGCGCAUGCAGCAGGCAACCCCCUGCAUCUGGUGGAAGGCCAUCAGCUACCACUACGUACGCAGGACCCGGCAGGUUACCCGCUACCGCAACGGGGAUGCCUACACCACCACCCAAGUGUAUCACGAGCGGGUCAACACCCACGUGGCAGAGGCCGAGUUUGAUUAUUCCAAUUGUGGAGUUAAGGACAUCUCCAAGGACCUCAUUGACUUGGAGAGCUACCCGGCCACACGGCUCCGCUUCACCAAGUGUUUCAGCUUUGCCAACGUGGAGUCGGAGAACUCCUAUCUGACCCAGCGGGCCCGCUUCUUCACAGAGAAUGAGGGCCUAGAUGACUACAUGGAGGCCAGGGAGGGUAUGCACCUCAAAAACGUGGACUUCAAAGAAUACAUGGUGGCCUUUUCCGACCCAGACAACCUGCCUUGGUACGUAUCCCACUAUGUCUUCUGGGUGGCGGCUCUGCUGACCCUAUCCUGGCCCCUGCGGGUGCUAAAUGAGUACCGCACCUCCUACGUCCAUUACCACGUGGAGAAACUCUUUGGAUUCGACUACGUGGCGGUGACGCCGGCCGAGGAGCGCUCCUUCUGCCGCAGGAUGCCCCGCGUCAACACGGUGGACAGCACCGAGCUGGAGUGGCACAUCCGAUCCAACCAGCAGCUGGUGCCCAGCUACUCAGAAGCGGUCCUGAUGGACUUGGUGGGGCUUUCCGGUUGCACCAGCUACUCCGCUUGCCGGUACGGGGGCUACCGGCAGAACUGUGAGCGGUGCCACAGGACUAUAAGCAGCUCCUCCAUCUUCUCCCGCAGUGCUCUGAGCAUCUGCAACGGCAGCCCCAGGAUCCCCUUCAGCAGCAGCCGUUUCUCCCUGGGCCGCCUGUACGGCUCGCGACGCAGCUGCCUCUGGCAGAGCCGGAGCGGGAGCCUGAAUGAGCAGAGCUGUCCCACCGAGCAGACCCGCCUCUCCAGCCAGGUGACUGUGGAGGAGGAAGACCCCCCUCCUUACCAGGAUGCCCUCUACUUCCCCAUCCUCAUCGUGCACCGCAAUGAAGGCUGCCUGAACCACGACCACCGUCACCUCCACCGGAACGGGUCCUGCGUGGAGACCUCACUGUGAAAGCAGAGGGCGGUGAGAUCUUGUUGCCUGUUGCCUGGCCCGAGCCAGCACAGGAUUUGGGGAGAGG
This is a messenger RNA of Gavia stellata (red-throated loon), 1597 nucleotides long. It is a transcript of the gene TMEM151B, whose product is annotated as transmembrane protein 151B. The transcript has 2 exons. Lineage: Eukaryota; Metazoa; Chordata; Aves; Gaviiformes; Gaviidae. The coding region runs from base 1 to 1530 and encodes 509 amino acids. The record is from RefSeq and is a predicted model, not a curated record.